Molecule: messenger RNA, 459 nt
Organism: Acanthamoeba castellanii str. Neff
Lineage: Eukaryota; Discosea; Longamoebia; Acanthamoebidae
Product: cytochrome b-like heme/steroid binding domain containing protein
Exons: 1
Coding region: 1-459 (152 amino acids)
Cellular component (GO): endomembrane system; membrane
Source: RefSeq, a predicted model, not a curated record
AUGGGCAUCCUGUUGGGCGUCAUCGGUUGGCUGCUCAAGGAACUCCUCUUCCCAGGCGCUGUGGCCCAGCCUCCCGUGGCCUCCAUCGCGUCUCGCAAGCGCACGCCCGUCGAGCCGCGCGAUUUCAGCCCCGACGAGCUGCGCAAGAUGAACGGCACCAACGGCAACCCCGUCUAUGUGGCCGUGCUAGGCGUGGUCUAUGAUGUGUCGAGCCGUGCAUCCUUCUACGGCCCCGGCGGACCCUACCACAUCUUUGCUGGCCGUGACGCAGCGCGUGCGCUGGCCCUGGGCAGCCUCGAGGAGAAGGACGUGGAGGCGCCCUACCCCAAGCUCGAUGAUCUGCAGCCCUCCGAAAGGGAAGCCCUCAACGACUGGAUUGGGUCCUACCAGGCCAAGUACGAGGUGGUCGGCCGCAUCAUUCCCUCGGCCAACUCCAUCGCGUCGUCGCCCUCUGACUAA